Messenger RNA from Tarenaya hassleriana, 2007 nucleotides. Its product is annotated as CBL-interacting serine/threonine-protein kinase 8. NCBI's taxonomy places the organism in Eukaryota, Viridiplantae, Streptophyta, Magnoliopsida, Brassicales, Cleomaceae. Gene Ontology annotation, biological process: signal transduction; protein phosphorylation. The coding region runs from base 369 to 1709 and encodes 446 amino acids. Gene Ontology annotation, molecular function: protein kinase activity; ATP binding. The record is from RefSeq and is a predicted model, not a curated record. The transcript is spliced from 14 exons.
CACGUUUCUUUGAUUUCCCACCGAAUCCUCGAAACCCUGAAGCCUCAUUUUUUAUUUGAAGAAAUAUGUUUCUUUCACGUUGAGAUCUUCCCAGUUUUUCAGACAAAUUUUCCGUCAAAAGGGGAAAUUUUCCCGGAAAAUUUUAUUUUACUUGGGAAUAGCUUGGAAGCUUUUAUGCCUCUCUCUUCCAUUUUGGGACCGUUCCUACUGACUGAGAGGGUUUUUUUUCUUUCUUUUAGGCUUUACAAGUUUCCUGGUUGCUUAACUCUCUUUCAGUUAGCUUUUUUCUGGGAGGAAAUCUCCCUCUGUUUUUCUCUCUCUCUGAAUGCAGAGAAGUUGUAGAAGAGUAGAGGAAGGUGUUUUUGAAGAUGGUGGUGAGGAAGGUGGGGAAGUACGAAAUCGGGAGGACAAUCGGCGAAGGGACCUUCGCGAAGGUGAAGUUCGCGCAGAACACCGAGACCGGAGAGAGUGUCGCCAUGAAAGUUGUCGAUCGAGGCACCAUCAUCAAGCGCAAGAUGGUCGAUCAGAUUAAGAGGGAGAUAUCGAUAAUGAAGCUUGUUCGUCAUCCUUACGUUGUUCGUCUCCACGAGGUUCUUGCAAGCCGCACUAAGAUCUACAUAAUCCUGGAGUACAUUACAGGCGGUGAAUUGUUUGAUAAAAUUGUUCGUCAUGGCCGUCUUAGUGAAGCAGAAACUCGGAAAUACUUUCAACAGCUUAUCGAGGGAGUUGAUUACUGUCACAGUAAAGGGGUCUACCACCGAGAUCUAAAGCCAGAAAAUCUUCUCCUGGAUUCACAAGGGGAUCUAAAGAUAUCUGAUUUCGGUCUCAGUGCAUUGCCUGAGGAAGGAGUUACCCUCCUCAAGACAACCUGUGGAACUCCCAAUUAUGUGGCACCGGAGGUUCUCAGCCACAAGGGCUAUAAUGGUGCAAUUGCCGAUGUUUGGUCAUGUGGGGUCAUCCUUUAUGUUCUUAUGGCAGGUUUCCUUCCAUUUGAUGAACUUGAUCUCACAACUUUAUACAGUAAGAUCGAUAGAGCAGAAUUCUCUUGCCCGACUUGGUUUCCUUUGGGAGCAAAGUCUUUGAUUCAUAGAAUUUUGGAUCCAAAUCCCGAAACACGAAUUACAAUUGCGGAAAUCCGAAAAGAUGACUGGUUCCAAAAGGAUUACACUCCGGUACAACUUCUUGAUUAUGAACACGUGGACCUCGAUGAUGUAUAUGCGGCUUUUGGCGAUCCUGAGGAACAAAGAACCGAUGAACUGAACGGAAAUGAGGAUACAGGUCCCCUGUUUCUCAAUGCCUUCGACAUGAUUAUUCUGUCUCAGGGCCUUAACCUCGCUACGCUAUUUGACCGUGGGAAGGAUUCCAUGAAGUAUCAGACAAGGUUCAUCUCACACAAGCCGGCAAAAGUGGCUCUAUCAAGCAUGGAAGUCGUUGCACAAUCCAUGGGCUUUAAGACACAUAUUCGUAAUUACAAGAUGAGAGUGGAAGGGCUAUCUGCAGACAAGAUGUCUCAUUUCUCCGUCAUUCUAGAAGUCUUCAAAGUUGCGCCAUCUUUUUUCAUGGUAGACAUUCAGAAAGCGGCUGGAGACACAGAUGAAUACCUCAAGUUCUAUAAGACAUUUUGUAGCAACCUAGAGGAUAUCAUAUGGAAGCCGUCGGAUGAAUCUGGGAAAACCCGAGUCCCCAAAUCCAAGAGUAAAAGGCGUUGAGAAAUUGGUAACACGGCUUCUGCGAGUUGCGGUAACUAAUCUUUUACCACAUAAGAUGAGUAAAAGAUGAAAGCAGUUGUGGGUGCUUCUUGUUCGGGUUGGCGUUUUUUUUAAUAGCAUGACGCAGUAAUUUUUCCUUACCGUUCUGCAGUUUUCUUAGUGACGAUGUAGAAUGAAUAGGGACAAGAGUGAUACUGAGAAGUAAGUUGAAUGAAUACAUGGAAGCUUUGAUCGUUCACCAAAACUGUGACCUGUUUGGCGAAGAAAACAUGACUAUGCGUCAAUAGUUUCUCCUAAA